UCUCCAUCUAAAUUUACUCCGCAAAGGGAAUCGGAUCUUCUCAAAUCGUUCAUCCUACGCUAGGGUUUCUGUUCCAGUUGCCAGGGACAAAGGACGCAAAGGGAGCUUGCGGUCCGGGAGAGUCUUUUUGGGAUCGGAAUUGUUCUGGAAACCCACUGUGUUGAUUUGGUUAACUAUCUUUUCACGGUGAACCAAGCAUGGGUCGUCUUUGUGAUUUCUGCACAGAGCGAAGAUCUGUUGUCUACUGCAGGUCUGAUGCUGCAUCCUUAUGCUUGUCGUGUGAUCGUAAUGUGCAUUCUGCAAAUGCGCUUUCUCGGAGGCAUUCACGUACACUAUUAUGCGAUAGAUGCACCACCCAACCGGCUAUAGUAAGGUGCACAGAAGAAAAUGCUUCACUUUGCCAAAAUUGUGAUUGGAAUGAUCAUGGUAGAUCAGCUCUGACUUCAGAACACAAGAGGCAAACAAUCAACUGCUACUCAGGCUGCCCAUCAGCUGCAGAGUUUUCUAGAAUUUGGUCCUUCUUUGAGUUUCCUGAUAUGACAGAGCCUGAUUGUGAGCAGGGAUUGAUGACUAUUAAUGAGAACAGUGCUAUCAAUUGUUGGAGACCACCAGAGGACAGCAGCACUAUUAAUAUUGGCAGCACUCUAGAGACAAAUGAUAACAGGACCAAUCCCGAGUCAUCUGCAGUAAAUGCUUUUUCUUGUGUUGCUGAUCUACCAGCUGGUUCGAUGAAUUCUACAUCCAAGAUAAGUUGUCCCGGGACAGAAGAAAUUGCAUUAUGCAAAGAUGACUUCUAUGAAGAUCUCGCUGUGGGUGAUGUAGACAUGACAUUUGAGAAUUAUGAAGAAUUCUUUGGUGUAUCUCGUGACCAAACAGGGGAUCUUUUUGAUGAUGCUGGAAUUGAUAGUUAUUUUGAUAUGAAGGAAAACUCCACUUCCAAUUCCAUUUGCGAUGGCGAAUUUGCUGAAGAGGUUAAACAAAUGCAAGCAACAUGCAGGAAUGUAUUAUCUGCUGAUUCCGUGAUGUCAAAUCCAGGAGGACAUGAAGAUUCUAGCCUGGUUAUAACAGGGCACCAAGUUCAAUCCACUAUAACAUUUUCCUUUUCUGGUAUGACUGGUGAAAGCAGUGCUAGAGAGUAUCAGGAUUGUGGGAUGUCAGGAAUGCUUGUAAUAGGUGAGCCGCCUUGGUACCAUACUGGUCGAGAAAGCUCCUCAUUGCCUGCAUCCAGCAGGGAAAGUGCUCUCAUGCGUUACAAAGAAAAGAAGAAAGCACGCAAGUUUGAGAAAAAAAUCAGGUAUGCUUUGCGUAAGGCUAGGGCAGAUGGCAGAAGACGGGUGAAGGGGCGCUUUGUCAAAGCCGGUGAAGCUUACGACUACGAUCCACUCUCCCAAACAAUCUGUUGAGUACAUCAAUAUUUUGGUGACUAUGAUGUUAAUCUUUAUUUAUAUAUUUUGAGAAACCGAAAACUGACAUCGGUUGCCCAUCAUCCAUUAUGAAGGAUUUAAUGGAACAGAAGAUUAGCAAUCUGACAGCAACCGGAUAUGCUGGAUAUAGAGUUAGUGCUUUCUAAGCUACGUAGGUAAAUCUCCAGAUUACAAAUAUUGUAUUCAAGGAUGACCACAUUAAUCUUGCACAUGGUUGUCCUUCAAUAUUUCUCUGAACAGAGGCUGGUGCAUAUAUGUGCUAAAAUUUUGGAGAAGGAAAGCACUUGACCAGUCCAUUCAAGAGCUGGUAUCAGUUCAUUGGCAUUGGUGUGCCAUGAGCUCCCUGCAGUGCCUUGAUGCCAGAUUCGGUUUCACUUCAGAUGACUACCAUAAAAAGAUGUGUAGAUAACUAUACUGAUUGAGAACACCUUGUAUCUAUCUUUCUAUUCACUAGUGAAAGUAUACUAGUUGUAUAUGCAUCAAGAGGAUCGGAGAGAAACUUACUUUUUCACUUGUAAAUAUAUAUACCUUUUAAGCCAUGGCUUCAGGGCUAUGAAGCUUGCUUUCCUGCCCCAGAGACAUGCUUUGAAAAUACAGUGUCUUUACACCA
Musa acuminata AAA Group (dessert banana) is the source of this 2034-nucleotide messenger RNA. Its product is annotated as zinc finger protein CONSTANS-LIKE 10-like. The transcript has 5 exons. Gene Ontology annotation, molecular function: protein binding; zinc ion binding. NCBI's taxonomy places the organism in Eukaryota, Viridiplantae, Streptophyta, Magnoliopsida, Zingiberales, Musaceae. The record is from RefSeq and is a predicted model, not a curated record. The coding region runs from base 198 to 1403 and encodes 401 amino acids.